Messenger RNA from Cucumis sativus (cucumber), 3382 nucleotides. Its product is annotated as kinesin-like protein KIN-8B. The transcript has 17 exons. Lineage: Eukaryota; Viridiplantae; Streptophyta; Magnoliopsida; Cucurbitales; Cucurbitaceae. Bases 760 to 2856 code for a protein of 698 amino acids. Gene Ontology annotation, molecular function: microtubule motor activity; ATP binding; microtubule binding. The record is from RefSeq and is a predicted model, not a curated record. Gene Ontology annotation, biological process: microtubule-based movement.
GGAAAAAGUGUCAUAAAAAAGUUCGUAAUUAUUACCCUUAUCAUACGCAACCCGCAAAAACCAAUUUCAAUUUGCGGUACAUUUCCAAAUCAAACCAACGGUCUCGAUCAUUCCCCUUCCAGCAACCCCUUCGUUACCGAUGAAAACCAAAUUCCACUUGCCAGUUGCCGUCCAUUUCGAAACCAACCAACGGUCUCGAUCCAUCCAGUUCUUCUCCAGCUCCUCCUCUUCCUCCUCCGUCGUUACUCCAUUUUAAUGGCUCUUCCUUGAAUUUCCAUUUCUCUCUCUCUCUCUCUUUUAUUACUUUACGUUGCCACUAUAAUACGCCAUUCAUUCAACCACCGCAUACUUGAUCUUUUUUUUUUUUCCCUUUCUUCACCAUACUCAUUUUCUCUCUUUUCGCUUUUCAUACCCCUUGCCCCGGUUUCCUUUUCAACUUCGAUCAUUGCUCUCUCGCCGUUUUUUCCAGGAUGGGAGGAGUUUACUUGAUCUUCGCAUGUGGUUUCGAUGCCAUUUAGGGUUAGCGAUGUGACGAGAGAGAGAUUGAUUGAUAUCUUUUCGGUUUUUUGGCAAUGUUUUCUCAUUAAGUUUGUUGUGAUUUUUGUUUGGAGUGAAAUGUGAGGAAAUGUCUAUUUCAGAAUGCGACUGCAAGAUGUAAAAUGUGUUAUAGAUUGUUGUCAAGACGUAUAGGUAAAAAUGGACCUAAGGAACUCCAUCUGAUUGCUUAUUGAGUGUUGUGGAAAUCAAUGUCUGCUCAAAAUGCGCAGCAUCAGAGCACCCGGAGCGAAGAAAUCCACGACUCUGACGGUUGCAGUGAAAUGCCGUCCUCUAAGGGAGAGAGAGCGUGGCCGUGAUAUUGUCAGAGUAAUUGAAAGCAAGGAGGUGCUUAUCCUCGAUCCUGACCUGUCGAAGGAUUACCUGGACCGCAUUCAGAACCGAACGAAGGAGAAACAAUACUGUUUCGACCAUGCAUUUGGUCCAGAAAGUACUAAUCUGGAAGUCUACAAAAAAAGUAUAUCUUCCAUAAUACCAGGAGUUGUUCAAGGUCUGAACGUGACUGUCUUUGCCUAUGGCUCAACUGGAAGUGGUAAAACAUACACAAUGGUUGGGACCAAAGAUGACCCUGGACUCAUGGUGCUCAGUUUGCAUACUGUAUUCGAUCUUAUAAAAAAGGACAAGCGGUCUGAUGAAUUUGAAGUUACUUGCUCAUAUCUUGAAGUCUAUAAUGAAGUAAUAUAUGAUUUGCUUGAAAAAUCAUCUGGUCAUUUAGAACUUAGAGAGGAUCCUGAGCAAGGAAUAACUGUUGCUGGGCUUAGGUGUAUCAAGGUUCGUUCUGCAGAUAAAAUUCUUGAACUUUUGAACUUGGGUAAUAGUCGAAGGAAAACAGAUUGCACAGAGGUAAAUGCUACCUCUUCAAGAUCACACGCCGUUUUGGAGAUUAGUGUGAAAAGAAAGCAAAGAAACAAAUAUCCAAAUCAGGUCUUGCAUGGGAAACUUGCACUUGUAGAUCUUGCUGGUAGUGAACGGGCUACUGAGACAAAUAAUGCUGGCCAAAAGUUGAGGGAUGGAGCUAACAUUAAUCGUUCACUCCUUGCUUUAGCAAACUGCAUAAAUGCGUUGGGAAAACAGCAGAAAAAAGGUCUCGCUUAUGUCCCUUACCGGAACAGUAAAUUGACACGAAUUUUGAAAGAUGGUUUAAGUGGUAAUUCUCAGACUGUGAUGAUUGCUACGAUAUCACCUGCAGAUGUUCAGUAUCAUCACACUGUGAAUACAUUGAAAUAUGCUGACCGAGCAAAGGAAAUUAAGACACACGUCCAGAAAAACAUUGGAGCAGUAGACACCCAUGUAUCAGACUACCAGCGGAUGAUUGAUAGUCUUCAGACUGAGGUUUGUCAAUUGAAGAAGACACUUGCUGAAAAGGAAUCUCAGCUCACUAGUAAACCUGUGGAAAAAGCAGCAGAUGAUGAGUUGUCUUGGUUGGAUAUCGUAAGUCAUGAAAUAAGUGAGAACGUUCAGGAAAGAAUAAACUUACAGAAGGCUAUGUCAGAGCUAGAAGAAACCAACCUUAAUAAUCGUUCAGAACUCCAACAACUUGAUGACAUUAUUGCAAAACAUCAGGCUCUUGAAAUGGAUGGAGCAAUCGUAGAGGAUUUGAUUUCCCGACGGCUGGUGAUUUUAGAUAACAUUCGCGACAAUGAUGAAGCAGGAAUUAAUUAUCAAAAGGAAAUUGAAGCAAAUGAAAAGCAGCGGUGUCAACUUCAAGGCAUGAUUGACAAUGCUGUUAGUAGAAAUGGGAAUAAAACCUAUUUGCAGAUACUUAGUCAGUAUAGACUGCUGGGAAUGGCUAAUUCCGAGCUUCAGUUAGAGAUGGCAAUGAGAGAUCAAGUCAUUCACAAUCAGCGAGAAUCUCUGAAAAACUUGUGGAACCUGCUCAUGGGACUGGGACUUGAUGAGAAGCAGAUAUUGCACCUUGCAGCCAAGCAGGGUCUGACAAUUGAAGGCUGGACAAUGACUUCUUCUCUGGGGCUUCUUGAAAAGCAGUCGGCCAAUCUCUCUUCUAGUAGAUCUACAUCAGUUGGCCCAUCUUCUGGAAUAGAGGAAGGAAGCCAGAACUGUGACUUUCCAUGUCCCGACUUCUCACCACCAGCAUAUUCAAGGGUGAGGAAUGUCGAUGCGAAGCCAAAUAUGUCGUUUGGUUCUCCUGAGAAUUAUCCUCAAGAUCCUUACAAGUCAUAUCUGGAUAUGACAAGUCAUUCUUUUCAUGGUGGGAGCUGCAUGUCAUCAUCAUCUAUAGUUGGGGAUUUAUCGAGCAACAGAAGGAUUAUUGACGCAGUGCCUUUUACUAAGAAAUUAUAGGAGGACGAAGGCAUAUAGCAACAUCUAUUACUAGAAAAUCAUCAAGCAACCCAAGAAAUGAAUACAUCCCAGCCCAUUCACGUGGCUUUAGAAUAAGCUUCAUGAAUUGCUAGUUAAAACAAGCACUUGGAUCUGGCAUGCUUUGCUCCAUUUUCUGCUGGCCAGUAAGGGUGCCCAUUGGUUUUGCUUUAACAACCCUCAUCAUGGAGGCUAGACCUCGGCUGUUUUGUAGGACAAAGACUGAUGACAUUGCUUUUUUUUUUUUUUUUUUUUAUAAAAAUCAACUGUAAAUGUGGAGACUUGCAGCAUCUUGUGACAAACCGAUAUGCUUUUUAUUGACUCAUAAAUUCCUUUUUCCUGUUCCAUUAGUCAAUAGGGGGAGAAUGGUUUGGGGCAACGUAGCUAAUCAGAAGUAAUAUUGGUGCUACUUUGCCUGUAUAUAUUCUAUUGAUGUAAAUACUCAUGUUGGACGGCGUGGCAUUUUUUUUUUAAUUGUAAAGUGAUUACUUAAUAUUUGUUUGAUCAA